Molecule: messenger RNA, 1029 nt
Organism: Diaporthe citri
Lineage: Eukaryota; Fungi; Ascomycota; Sordariomycetes; Diaporthales; Diaporthaceae
Exons: 1
Coding region: 1-1029 (342 amino acids)
Source: RefSeq, a predicted model, not a curated record
AUGCAGUCUACACAGUCCACCGCCAUGAUCCCCUUCACCACCGAGGGUGUCAUUCUGGGCACGCCCUCCAACCCCGACUCGCCCGACCUGUACCGCAUCCGCAUCCAGCCCGCCGACGCCGGCGCGGGCGGGCCGACCGUCAAGUACCUGACUGGCCCGCAGAUGAGCCAUGUCGUCACCGGGCCCGAUGGGCACCCCCGGAGCCGAAGAAACCUCGCCUUCGACAAGGUCCCUGCUGGCGACUGGGUCGUCGGCCGGCUCGUCCCCACCGAAGAAGGCACCGACGGCGAGGGCGCCAAGCUCGAGCUCGCGUCGACCGAGACCGACACCGCAGCUGCCCUCGACGACCUGGGCCUCUACAGCGCCGAGCCGGUCUUCUGCGGGACGACCGUCGACCUGCAGGACUGCCAGGACAGGGUGGACAGGGUGGACAGCACGCCCUGGACCAACGUCGUCCUCGAGGACGGGAAGGAGGUCAGCGUGCCCAAGCCCACAGCCCUCCAGUGCAUGGACUACGUGUCGGCGGAGAUCGUCGUCGCGCCACCAGGGAUUCCCACUGACGCGAAGGAGGUCGUCCGCGUGACGGACUGGAUUCCGGGCCACUAUGUGGGCGUGGAGACGGACGCCCGCGCCCACGAGGCCAUUCAGGCGCGCGACCCGGGCCUGGCGCCGCGCCUCGUCGCGCACGUCACCGAGAACCACUCGCGCGUGAUCGGGUUCCUGCUCGAGCGCGUCCCCGGCGCCCGCGAGGCCGGCGCCGCGGACCUGGAUGCGUGCAGGGCCGCCCUGGCGCGGCUGCAUGCCCUGGGCAUUACCAAGGGGCAGUUGAGCAGGCACUCGUUCCUCGUGCGGGAGGACGGCUCCGUGAUGGUCCAGGGGCCGUUCAGUAGCUCUUCCAGGGACGCCGAGGGCAUCGAGGACGCCAUGAGCGGGGAGAUGGAGAGCCUUGAGGGGGUCCUCGCCCGGAGCCCGUCCGUGUUUGAGGACCAGGCGGAGGCGAUGCUCAAGCUGGUAGGCGCUCGGAGGUGA